Messenger RNA from Periconia digitata, 1438 nucleotides. Lineage: Eukaryota; Fungi; Ascomycota; Dothideomycetes; Pleosporales; Periconiaceae. The record is from the annotation of a GenBank genome assembly.
UUUAUGGUCGCCAUAAUCGGCGGCAUCUGGUGACCUCAAUUGCGUCGUUAUGAGCGCUAUCCUCACAGGCCGGCAAGCCGAAGAACUGCACAAAGCUAUCCUAGCCUACCUCGGCGUUAUAAAUGCCCCCAACACUGCUGCCGCCCUUCGCGAGGAAGUUGACAUUGCCGCGAGCUUCGAUGACGCGACGCGGAAAAAGUACGAGGGACUCUUAGAGAAGAAAUGGACCAGUGUGGUGCGCCUGCAGAAGAAGAUAUUGGAGCUUGAACAGCGCAACCAGGCAUUGCAGAGCGAACUCGAUUCCACAACACCCACUUCCCUCAUACGCAAAAAUCAAGACCCUACCAGUUGGCUACCCCGAGCCCCAGCCCGGCACACACUGCAAUCCCACCGCUCCCCCGUUACCUGCGUCGCCUUUCACCCCGUCUUUUCGUCACUCGCUUCGGGUUCCGAAGAUACCACUAUUAAGAUUUGGGAUUGGGAACUUGGAGAGCUGGAACGAACAGUCAAGGGUCACACCAAGGGCGUACUGGAUGUAGAUUUUGGUGGUCCAAGAGGUGGAACACUUCUCGCAUCGUGCUCGAGCGACCUGACCAUCAAGCUCUGGGACCCUUCGGACGAAUAUAAGAACAUUCGAACCCUUCCCGGUCAUGACCAUUCCGUCUCUUCAAUCCGAUUCAUCCCCAGCGGUGCCGCCGGUGCCCCUUCCUCCGGUAACCUUCUCGUAUCCGCAUCGCGAGACAAGACGUUGAGAAUAUGGGAUGUCACUACAGGAUACUGCGUGAAGACUAUACAUGGACACGCAGACUGGGUACGCGAGGUCGCGCCUAGCUUUGAUGGUAGAUGGCUUUUGUCUGCAGGCAACGACCAAACCGCGCGCCUCUGGGAUGCUAGCACCGGCGAGCCCAAGUGCACAUUUUUAGGCCACGAACACACCAUCGAGUGCGUCGCCAUAGCACCGCCUGUUUCAUACUCAAAUUUGGCCUCCCUCGCCGGCCUCAAAAAGCCUCCGCCUAUGAGCAGCUCCGCCGAAUACAUCGCUACAGGGUCGCGAGACAAGACGAUCAAAAUAUGGGAUGGCAGAGGCACGCUCAUCAAGACGCUCGUGGGCCACGACAAUUGGGUACGCGGUCUAGUUUUCCAUCCUGGUGGCAAGUACCUACUCUCGGCAAGCGACGAUUACACCAUCCGAUGCUGGGAUUUGACGCAAGAAGGACGAUGCACCAAGGUCGUGUCAGACGCACACUCGCACUUUGUGAGUUGUAUAAGAUGGGCGCCCAACGCCGUCAAGGACGUGCCAGCGGGUGGGGAUGCAACAAACGGGACCGAUGUAAACGGUGCGAGCAAGAAGAAGGAAGAAGACGCCGCGAAGGCGGGAAUAAGAUGUGUUCUUGCAACGGGCAGCGUAGAUCUGAAUGUUCGCAUAUUCGCUACCUAG